This is a messenger RNA of Nasonia vitripennis (jewel wasp), 3682 nucleotides long. It is a transcript of the gene rogdi, whose product is annotated as protein rogdi. Gene Ontology annotation, cellular component: RAVE complex. Lineage: Eukaryota; Metazoa; Arthropoda; Insecta; Hymenoptera; Pteromalidae. The transcript is spliced from 6 exons. The coding region runs from base 913 to 1740 and encodes 275 amino acids. The record is from RefSeq and is a predicted model, not a curated record.
AUCGCAAAACGAAUCUUCGCUAGAACAACGUUAUCACAACGUCGAUCCCGAGGUGUCUAAAAAGGACUCGUUCUAUAAGCUACAGGUAUGUAAGUAUACCAUAAAUAUAACACUUUUUAUCGUCGAAUUUCGUUAGUUCAAGCAUUCGCAAUCGGAAUCCGCGAUCUGGAAUAUUUUAUCGCGCGCCUACGCGGCGAGAUAACGCGAUUAGCGCAACUUUUAUUCGUCAAAUAUAAGUGAAGAGAGAAAUGUGCGGGAAUGAUUCUUCGAAUAUUUAUCGAGUCGUUCACCUUGCUAAAAAGUGGAUCCGUGCAUCAUUACAUUCGACAAUUAUCAGGAUCACGUUAGAACCGACGUAGCAAUACGCUAACGUAAAAAGAAACACCCCCGGCGGGUAGCUAACCCUCCGCGCCAUCCAUCAGCCAAAUUGGCUCCGAAUUAUUCCAGGCUCGUCUGCAGGGUAUCGAGCGUCGUGUUGCCUAUACGGUAAAAAAAUAUAUACAUACCCCCCCGUCGUCAUACGAUAUGCAUAUAUCCACCGCCUCUCUCGGCCACCAUGUAGGUGUCAACACUGUACAGUGUGUAUAGACAUACAAAGAGUAUAGGGUAUAAUAUAAUAUAGCCACAGCAGUAUCAGUAUAGUGUGCUAGUAUAUAUAGCUGGUAUAUACACGGGCAGCUACUCGCGCGCAUAUCUGACGCGGCCGCUCACCCCCGCGCGCUCUGUAUAUAGCUGCUGCGCGGGCGCGUGAACGUCAAUAAAGACGCUCGAGCUCGUGUCUAAAGCAUAUAUUUUCUCGAGCAUCAAUCAUACAAACAGCAGCAGCAGCAGCAGCAGCAGCAGCAGCAGCAUCAGAGCAAGAGGGAGAGAGCCAAAAAGAGCCGACGAGCAGACGAGCGCGAGCAGCAGCAGAUGGAGGCAGCACUGCUGAAAAUGGCCGACUGCGAGAAGGAGGAGGCUCACAAUCUCCAAAUGGAAUUCGAAUGGGUGCUCCACGAGGAGGUGCACUCGUCGCUUUCACAGCUACGCAACAUUUUAAUGGAAUGUGCACAGCGGUUUCCAUUGGCACUCUUUGGAAAUGAUCAGCAGCACAAGACCGACAGAUUUGUGUUUGCUGCUCCCCAUGACCAGGUCAAAUGUGUUGUUGUUCUCACUGGUGACAGUAUUACGAAUGCUGAAGUGAAUUUUAAAGUUCAGCGACAACAAAAUGCUAAUAUGAGAACCAGCAUACAGAAUGAUCAUCCUUGGAAGUUGCAGCAAAUUCAAGAUGCUGCCAACCACUUACAGCAAGCAAUCGCUCACAUCGACAAUGUCGACAGACAUUACUCUUUCAAGACUUCUGAUGAAGUUAUGCAUGUCUUAGGUAAUAUUUUAGGAUGCCUACAGCGCAGUAGGACAAGCUUAAUUGUGCCCAGGAAAAAGAAUCUAGACGAUCUCAUAAAAAGUCGCAAUAUGAAAUCUCUAAAUCCAAACUUGCCUGAAAAUUUGGCUAUUAGUUUCUAUAUCCAAAGCUACAAGCUGGUACUUGCAGUUUAUCAAUUGGAAAAUGCUCAUGGAAGUGUAAAGUACGAAACUCAGCAGGCUGAGUGCAGUGUUCCCUGGCUCAACGAGGCAUUGGUACUACUCACAAUUGCACUUCAGCUCUGUCAAAGAUUGAAAGACAAGAUCUGCGUAUUUUCUCAGUAUAAAGACUUCACAGUAGGUUCCCGCGUUCCUUCGGCCUUGGGAUUACGAGAGUAAGACGUCCAAUAAAUAAAUCUACUAUAUAUACAUAUAUAGAAGUCAAAAGGGCCAACCCCCGACUAGUCGGUAAUUUGCACCGUGACAUAAGAAAAAACGCAAAGAGUGUACUUUGCCAACUACGUGCCUAGUUUCACUGUUAAUUUUUUUCGUAGUAUUCACAGAACGAAAUCCUACGCACGGAGCGUAUUACGUCCCACGCGAGACGUAUAAAUUGGAAGCUUGCGUAAAGCUCAUUUCGCUCGUGUACGUGACGGUGUACACCCGAGUUGCCAACUUAUGUAUUCGUACAUAAAACGGCGACUUAGUUAUAUGCAUACAUUAAAUAGAGAAAGAAAUGCAAAAAGUGCCUCGUCUGUUGAAGCAGUUUAUCAUGAAACAAAAUUCGUCGAGCUAAUAGCAGUCACGCCAAUCUUUUUUUUUACGAAUGACUUUGUUCCCACGUAAUCUAGUUUUAUAGAGUACAUUUUAUAGCUUUUAUCGGAACGCGAGCGUCCAUACGUUAAUCUAUUUUUUAUUAUUUAUAUAGUUUCUUUUUUAUGUAUAUUUUAUUUUUAGAUAUUUUACUACUUUAUAAUCAACACAACACGAAAAGAGAUAGUACUUGGUCUGCUAGAACGAUGAACCGCUUUAACGGGGCGAAGCAGUAUAUAUGUAGAACUAGGUAAUUCGCAAUUUGAUCUCGCAAGAGGUUAUUGUUAAUCCAUUAUUGUUAUGCCAAAGAGGCAAGCGAUUAUACCAAGUAAUUUACUAGUAAAAACGUGCGUUCAACCAUAGAAGGCGUCAAUUAACCGAUUUCCCUUGUCGUUUUAAAUCAGGAACAUUUUCGACUUGUUGGUGCGAUACUUUUCUAUAUGAUCUGAGACUAUACACGCUUUGCUUGGCGCAAAUCGCUCCUGUACUGCGAGGAGUAUAUCGAGUAUUACGAGCAUCGGUACAUUAUCCAACUAAGCAUCAUACAUUAUAUCGCAACUAUAUUGUAUCCUCUUAAUAAACGUGUUUAUCAUAAGGGAAACUAAAGGAUAAAAAUUGAUAUAACGAAUCAAGUACUUAUUGAACAUGACCUCGCGCACUGCUGGAGUUCUAUCGCGCCGGCGUAGACGAGUAAAGGAAGAAUUGAAAAAAAAUAUAUAUAUAUAUAUAACAGAAUUUUAUUCUUACUCAAUUUUCAAUGUAUAUUGUAAAUACUUAUUCGCCGUUGUUGACCAUUGUAUUAUCCUCUAUGCAACUUUGGAGUGGAAGCUAUUGAUUUUCGAAAACAUCGAUGUCGCAUAACUUAUGCUGCGCGGUUCAUACCAUAUAUUAUGCAUACGAAAAAUACUCUAUUCACAAAGCUGACAGCUCUUUCGGAAGCCAACAGCACGCAUAUAUAUAUACACACACGUAAAAAGAAAUUUUGCAAUCCAAGAAAUUUUCUCUCCAAAGCCGACUGCAUGAUCAAUUGAAUUAAUUGAAGACUCAGUUGCCGACGCAGUUGACAUGUACAUGUAGACACGAGAGACGAAAAUUGUUGCCGCAGCUGCGCCGGCUACAUCUUCGUUUCUCCCUCGCGCCGCUGAUUAUGACUAAUGAACAAUGUCGUUUAAUUAAUUAAAUAUAACAUUAUGAUGAUUAUUAUUAUACUAUAGAUAUGAAUAUGCUAAUCUGCGAAGCUUAUCAUUUCGCCUGUACGAAGUGCUAAUAGGGUUCUAAGGACGUAUAUAUACGCUGCACCGGUGCGAGUGCGCUAUUAUAAUAUGACGACAGGAAGUGAGUAAUGAGAGGGAGAAAGUAUACAACGGCAUCGUCGCACCGGUGGCUGGCGUAUACAAUACAUAAAAUUCGACAAUAAUGCUGUAGACGUGCAUUUUGGCGUGCAAACGCAUCCGCUGCACUCUGUUUUCAUUGUUAUAUUCAUGAUAUUUCACGUAUGUGUAAUAAAUUUCUCAUUAUAAAAAACCAA